Molecule: messenger RNA, 980 nt
Organism: Drosophila gunungcola (fruit fly)
Lineage: Eukaryota; Metazoa; Arthropoda; Insecta; Diptera; Drosophilidae
Product: cytidine deaminase
Exons: 2
Coding region: 99-893 (264 amino acids)
Cellular component (GO): cytosol
Molecular function (GO): cytidine deaminase activity; zinc ion binding
Source: RefSeq, a predicted model, not a curated record
UAAAUGACAUUAGUGUUUUACAGUUGGCCAACAGAAUCAGUACUUUGUAACUGGCUUUCAAAAAUAGGUCUCUUCUAACAAAUUUUAAGUAGACAAAAAUGGCUGAAAAGCAGAAGCUCCUCCAUCGGUACAUGAAGAACCUCAGCGACAUGGAGGAUGAGCUGAAGAAAAAGGAGCUGGAGAAGAAGAUGAAGGAGCUGGAGUUGCUGCAGUGCGAGCUGGCUCGUCGCCAGGAGCGAUCUGGCACCAAGUGCGCCGGCGGUAAGAUCAAGGAGUUGCGCCAAAAGAAGCUCCAGAAGGUCCUGGCAGCCUACAUGAUGACACUGGAGGGAUUGCUCUGUGAGGUGGCUCGCAGGGAGGCGCGUCUCAAUGGAGAUAGGGGUCGCGUCAGUGAAUCCGAGAACCUGCCACAUCCCGAGAUGCUGGAGGAGUAUACGGUGGUCUUCUGUGCCGUGGGAGAAGAUGGUCGUGAGCUGCUGGAGGCGGCACUCUCCGCCCGCAGGUGCGCCUAUGCGCCAUACAGCAAAUUCAAAGUGGGUGCAGCUUUCCGGGCCAAGUGCGGCAGGAUCUAUUCGGGCUGCAACAUCGAGAAUGUGGCCUUUACAGGGGGCAACUGUGCGGAGCGAUGUGCUCUGGCCAAGGGAAUCAGCGAAGGCGAGAGGAAGUACACGGCUGGGGCUGUGGUUGCCUAUCAUCCGGAUCAGUUCACCACACCGUGCGGCGUCUGCCGCCAGUUCAUCCUGGAGUUUCUGCACAGGGACAUUCCCAUUUACAUUGCCAAGGCUCCGCCGCCGGAGCAGGAGCACUGUAUUCCCGCCAUCCAGGACACUGACGAGGUGCUGGUCACAUCCGCCUACCGCCUGUUGCCCUACAGCCUCAGAUCAUUUGAAUGAACUAGCUGAAUGAAUAAUCAAAAUGGGCUGUCUUUAAAUAAUUUUGGAUACAAAAAUUGCAAUACCGAUUUUAUUAAAAAGCAAUUC